Molecule: messenger RNA, 1496 nt
Organism: Spathaspora passalidarum NRRL Y-27907
Lineage: Eukaryota; Fungi; Ascomycota; Pichiomycetes; Serinales; Debaryomycetaceae
Exons: 1
Coding region: 35-1183 (382 amino acids)
Source: RefSeq, a predicted model, not a curated record
AAAGAUAAACAACUACAUACCCUCCCUUACACCAAUGGUGACAGUAAAAAUCGAACCGCCAAUUGAAGAAGAGGCCAGCGAGGAUGGCGCUCCACUUGAAAAGAAGAAGUCUAUGGUAGAGGUGGAGGAUGAAACAGAUAUAAACACAAGAUUAAAUGCCAUGCUUUAUCAAACAUCUACUGAUUCAGUUGAAUUAUAUAAACUACAAAAUAAUUCUAGUGAUUUAUUAGGUAGGUUGUAUUACGACGAUUAUGAUUCAGAAAUCACUAGUCCUGUAUCGUCGAAUCUUGGCACACCAUUAUUAGCUCCACAGCCUGGUACUUCUAUAUCGUCGGACAGUUCGGGGAAUAGCAGUCAAAUACGACCUGGAAUAUCAAGAGGUAGAUCAUUUGAGAGAGGAAUUUCAUUUGAUAAUACCAACCUUGAAACCAAGAAACAGUCAUUAAUUUUAAAGGUAAAGCACCCGGAUUUUAAAUUCAGAAGAAACAACAAGACAUUCCUUACAGGAUAUAACAAUGAUUAUGAAUCCUUCAAAGCUAUUGAAUGGUUAUUUGAAGAGAUGGUUAUAAAUGGAGAUACAAUAGUUAUAUUCCAAGUUUUAAACGAAAAGCAUCAUGAUAGAAUUGAUAAACAAAUUGCAAAUGUUAAUUUACAAAAGUUUGAGAAAUUGAACAUGGAUCAUCAUAUGAAGAAAGUUUCCAUAAUUUACGAGAUUGUUAUUGGAAAAGCAGAAAAGAACUUGAAGAAAGCUAUAGAUGAGUAUUCUCCGUCUAUGAUGAUUGUGGGCACUCACGAAGGUAAAGAACAUAAAUCAUUUAUGAAAUCUUCAACAUCAAAACAUUUCUUGGAGUGUGCUUUAGUUCCAGUAAUUGUGGUGAAACCUUCUUACCAUUAUGUUGAACAGUUGAAAUCACCCAUUGAUUCAGAACAAUAUUUUGAAAAUUGGAUGAAAAGUAUUGAUGCACCUGUUACGAGAGAAAAACCCAAGAUACGAGGAAUUUUAAGUCCAACACAUUCAAGAAAUUCUUCAUAUACUAAUUUAGUUGCGGAAGAACGAGGUAGAAAGAUCAAUACACUAUUAGUUCCUACUAGAUCAAGAUCUUCUUCCAAAACAAGAGACAAAGAACCAAGGUCAAGAUCAAGUUCCAGAACUAGAUUUGCAAAGUUUUUAUUGGGGACAUAACCCGUGCAAAUGUGCCUGCUCGCGCGCGUACUUUUAUAAAGUGUUAUUUUGACCAGUGUAACUAACACAGAAUUAUAGUCUUCUGACAAUAAAUCUACGGUUGAGGUGGACCUAAUACGUAAUGCUCAAGAUUUUCAAGUAAAAUGUUUUUUCAAUUCUAUUCCAGAUUUAUCCGAAGACCAUACUAAAGCCAUACAACCUUUUCCUUUGUAUUUCAGGCUUGUAGUAAAACUUCCUAUGAAGUGAAAUAAAUCUGGUUGUAUAUCCACUUGGAUUUUUUUAAAUGUAUCCACAUUAUAAGAACUAUCAUUUG